This is a messenger RNA of Aegilops tauschii subsp. strangulata, 468 nucleotides long. The record is from RefSeq and is a predicted model, not a curated record. NCBI's taxonomy places the organism in Eukaryota, Viridiplantae, Streptophyta, Magnoliopsida, Poales, Poaceae.
AUGGUGUCUGCGACCGGCGGUCGCAACGGCAACCGCACGCGCACGCGUGGCCGUGGCCGUGCCCUCGCGAGGUUCUGCAGGCAGCACCAUGCCCUCCUCCUCAAGAACCUCGCCUUCCAGAGGAGGAACUGGAAGACGAACGCCGCGAUCGCCGCGUUCCCGGUGCUGCUCUGCGCGCUGCUCGUCGCCAUCCAGGCCGUGGUCGACCGCGAGCUGGACAGGCCCCCGUUCCGGUGCGGCUGCGAGGGGGGCCACUGCGGCAUCCAGCACUCCACGCCCAUACAGGCCAUGAGCUGCGAGGUGCCCGCGCCGCCCAGGUGGCCGGCGCUCGUGCAGGUGCCCGUCGUCCCGGCCUUCGUGCACGGCCGCCCUGCGCGCUGCAGCAACGCGUCCUGCGCCGCCCCGGUCUCGGUGCUCCUCACCGGACUCAACCGUGGCCUCUCCCAAAGUAAAAAAAAAACUAAAUAA